Messenger RNA from Parasteatoda tepidariorum (common house spider), 2307 nucleotides. RefSeq names its product calpain-C. Gene Ontology annotation, cellular component: cytoplasm. The record is from RefSeq and is a predicted model, not a curated record. NCBI's taxonomy places the organism in Eukaryota, Metazoa, Arthropoda, Arachnida, Araneae, Theridiidae. Gene Ontology annotation, biological process: proteolysis. Gene Ontology annotation, molecular function: calcium-dependent cysteine-type endopeptidase activity; calcium ion binding.
UACUAUUUUAUUCGCUUUUUUGUGCUUUUUAUUACAACAUUAUUGCUUUUUCCUUCAUCUCAUCGGUGUAUAUUCCGUGUGCUUCCGCGUACAGAAGCUACGAGCAGUUAACUUCUUCCGCAAACAAAUUUCAGUUUGAUCGUCUGUUACUCGAUGUUGCCAAAUCAAAUCGAAUAUAUAUCUGUAUAAAAAAAAAACACUUUUAAGGAUACAUUCAUUAUUUACUGUAGAAAAAUAUAGGCUUCAAGAGGUAACAAUGAGUGUUUUUGAACGGCUAAAAGCUGGCUGUCUUAAGAGAAAGGAGUUAUUUGAAGAUUCUGAAUUUCCAGCAGUACAGACAUCUGUUUUUUAUCAUCAAACGGCACCUUUCCAGUUUGUCUGGAAAAGACCAAAGGAAAUUUGUUCCGAUCCACUUUUUGUUGAUGAUGCCCCAGACAAAUUACCUCUGAUAUCAGGAAAACUAGGUGAUCCUUGGUUCUUAUCUUGUGUGGGAUGCUUAGGAAGUACUCGGGGUCUUUUCUAUAGAGUUGUGCCAGCAGAUCAAAAUUUCUCAACUGCCUCAGAGUAUAUAGGUAUAUUUCGUUUUCGCAUUUGGUGGUGCGGCGAAUGGAAAGAAGUUGUUGUAGAUGACAGAUUACCGACUGUUGCCAACAAAUUGAUCUUUGUGCAUAGUCCGGCAAGAAACACGUUCUGGCCUUGCCUUCUUGAAAAAGCAUAUGCCAAAUUACAUGGGUCUUAUGAAGCUCUGAAAUAUGGAACUUCACUUGAUUGCUUGGCUGAUCUGACAGGGGGGAUUACUGAAAGUCUACCUGUUUCCUAUGAAUCUUCAACAUGUGCCAAAAUGAUAAACAGAUUACUCAAAAUGACAAAUAUUGUUACUGCAGUGAUACAGAGACAGAUACAAGGCAGACAUAAUAUUGAAAAACUUGCUAAUGGAAUUUUAGUUGGCAUUAAUUACAGAGUAAUGGAAAUACAAAAGGUUCAAACAAAAGAUUUUGAAGAUGUUAUAUUGAUCUGGUUAAAGUGUCCCAUGUAUACAGACAGUCACUAUAAUGGAUACUACAACAACACUUUUCAAGAUCUGAUAGAAAAUAUUCCGAGUAGAAAUGAUCAAUUUUGCAUGCCUUUAGAGGAGUUUAUGACGAUCUUCACUGCUCUGGAAGUGGUCCAUUUGGAUGCUGACACGAGUAAAGCAGAAUCCACUCUUAAGCACAGAGAUCCAUGGCACAUUAAGUUGUGGCACGGUCACUGGCAGAAAGGUGUUAAUGCUGGAGGAUGUAGAAACCAUUCUGAUACAUUCCACGUAAACCCACAGAUGCAGAUAAUCGUUGGUGAAGCUCAAGACCUAGUCAUAUGUUUAUCACAGCAUAUUGUCAUGGAACCAAGGGUUAUUGGUUUCAGCGUUUACCAGAUGUCCAAGCCCACAUCAGAUGUGUUAGGAAAAUCUUUCUUCAAAGUGAAUAGAUCUGUACUGAACUCUCCUUACAGCAAUAGUCGCCAAUUGUCUGUGCGAUGCCAUUUAGAACAAGGGUGUUAUGUUCUUUUGCCAACAACAUUCGAACCAUGCCAAGAAGCUAAUUAUACUUUAAGAGUGUUAUCAGCUAAACCAAUUCGAAUGAAACUACUGGACUUUCAGCCAAGUUCAAUGAAACCAGCCAUAAUUCAAGCUCCUACCACAAACGAGAAAGUUAGUUCAUAUGAAGCAGUGUUUCUACGCUUAGCUGAUGAACACAAGACCAUUUCAGCAUUUGAGCUUCUGGAAUUGCUAGAGACAUGCCUACCAAAUGAUUACGUAAAAAGUUGUGCCACCCUAGAAGUUUGCAGACAGAUAAUUCUAGCACUUGAUAAAAGUGGGAGUGGAAGGUUGAAAUACCAAGAUUACAAAAAUUUGAUGUGCAGUCUAAAAUUAUGGCAGACAAUAUUUCGAAGUCACAGUAGGGGAUCUUCAGGUAUACUUCGAGCUGAAAAAUUACGAGGAGCUUUAAUGGAUGUUGGUUUCCAAGUAAACAUUGAUGCUUUAUCUUUGCUAGUGCUAAGAUACAUGAGAAAAGAUGGAACAUUGAGGUUUGGAGAUUUUGUUUUAUGCAUUUUACAUCUCAUGGUAGCAUUCGGCACUUUUGAAAAGAAAGAUCUUCUUCAGAAUGGAUUUGUCAAAACAACAUUGUCUGAAUGGUUACAAGCAUCCCUGCAAUGCUGAUAUAUGGCGAUACAAGCAAGCCAACUUCAUCCACUAAACAUCACUAUUUAUAUUUCAUGUAUCAUCAAAAAGAAAAGUACAAUAAAAAUCUUAUGUUAAUAAAAAGCAAA